This is a messenger RNA of Aegilops tauschii subsp. strangulata, 1227 nucleotides long. The record is from RefSeq and is a predicted model, not a curated record. NCBI's taxonomy places the organism in Eukaryota, Viridiplantae, Streptophyta, Magnoliopsida, Poales, Poaceae.
AUGCCGCGCCCCACCUCCCUCCCCACGCUGCGCCCCAUUUUCCUCCCCGCGCCGCCCCACCUCCCUCCCCACCUUCUCCGGAGCGGAGCACCCCCACCCAACCCAUCUUCUCCGGCUGCGCCGCCCACCACUACCUCCGGCCGCGUCCCACGGGCACCACCAUCUACGCCGGCCGCCACCCUCCUCUUUCUCCCACACCAUCCAGCGGGCAUGGCGGGAUCCGACCGCCCUCGGCCCCCGGCGCGGCCUCAGCCACCGGAUCCGGCCGCCGUCGGCCCCUCAGCGCGGAAUCCCCCCCGCUCGCGCAGCUCAUCGCCGAAUCCGGCGAGAUCCACGCAGGUGCCCCUGUCCCGCGCCGCCGAGGCCCGGGUCGUCCUCCCCCUCUCCGGCAGGGAGGCUCCGUCGAGCAACUCCCCCGCUUGCCACCGGGAUGAGGUCGGUCAGGAGGCAUGCGCUAACGCCCCCUGCUGCCCGCGGCGGAUCCGACGAGCCAACCCACCUCCUCAUCUCCCUCGCGGCAGAUCCGACGAGCUCUAUCACCACGCGCCGGUGGGCGGACCCUCCUCCCUCCUCCACAACCGGCGUCGUGCACAGGCGGCGGCGCCACCGUUUCUCCCAGCCAUCCUCCCCCCCCAGCCACGUCUGGAUGGAUAUGGUCCGCCCGCCGCCAGAUUUGGCCACGCCUUCGACCACGGCGACAUGAUGGGGUGCAGGAUCCAGGGAGGUUUCGGGCGUCAAGAAGCCGUCGACCUCGCCGAAAAUUGCCCUUCCCUCCUCCCGGCCAAUCUCCUCCACCGGAUGCCUCGCACGCUGCUACGCCAGGCGCCGGAUCCCUCGACCAUUGAUGCACCAGGGAUGAGCUCGGCACGUGGUUCGUUUGCGAGAUACCAUGAAGAAAGUGGUAGAGUGCGGUUUGAUGCAGCGUUGCAUUUUUUUUCUGUUUCCCUGAUCAUACGGUUUGGACAGCGAGCCUCCCUCCGUGCAGUCCGCUGGCACGUCCAUGCAGUACAGCGCGUGUGUGUAUGCAGCACACGGCGCGUGGGUUGCCGGUGGCUGUUGUGAAGUUGAUUGUUUUUCCAUUUUCAGAAAAAUUGCAUGACGCUAUCUGGUCGUUAAUUUUAUACUUAGUCAUGCAGUGCACUCAUAAAAAGUGGUGCAGUACUCGCAAAAUCGUUGUUAGUUUUAUAAUGCAGUGCACUAGGAAAAAGUGGUGCAGUACUCGUCAAA